This is a messenger RNA of Lingula anatina, 1064 nucleotides long. Its product is annotated as actin-related protein 2/3 complex subunit 3. The record is from RefSeq and is a predicted model, not a curated record. Gene Ontology annotation, cellular component: cytoskeleton; Arp2/3 protein complex. NCBI's taxonomy places the organism in Eukaryota, Metazoa, Brachiopoda, Lingulata, Lingulida, Lingulidae. Gene Ontology annotation, biological process: Arp2/3 complex-mediated actin nucleation; regulation of actin filament polymerization.
AAUCACGUGACAUUGACUUUACUUCCGGUUUUGAUAGGCGUACCGCCGGGUGGAAACUUUGGAAGUUUUGAUAAAUCCAUUUAAAUUUUGUCAACAAGAAAGGAGUAGAAAUUUAAAGGAGAUGCCGGCCUACCAUUCCCAGUUUACCAGCCCACCCCAGAUAUUGGGGAACAUGGCUUUGCUGCCACUGAGGACACAGUUUAAGGGGCCAGCACCCAAGGAUAGUUCAGAUUUUGAUAUUAUUGAUGAGGCACUCCACUUUUUCAAAGCUAACAUUUUUUUCAAAAAUUAUGAAGUAAAGUCUGAAGCUGAUAGAACCUUAAUUUACAUUACUCUGUACAUCACUGAGUGCCUCAAGAAACUUCAAAGGUGUACAUCAAAGAACCAGGGCCUGAAAGAAAUGCACACACUUGCAGUAUCUAGAUUCGACAUUCCAGGUGAUGCUGGCUUUCCUCUUAAUGCAAUGUACACCAGACCUAGUGGAAGACAGGAAGAAGAUAAUAUGAGGGCAUACUUUACACAAAUUCGCCAAGAAUGUGGAAUCAGAGUUUGCGAGAAAGUGUUUGACCCUGCUACAGAUAAACCUUCAAAGUGGUGGAUGUGCUUUGUGAAGAGAAAAUUCAUGGACAUGAGUCUUUCAGGGCCUGGACAAUAAACAUUAGGAAUGCCUUGUAUAGAAAAGGACUAUUAGUUGCCAAAUACAUGAUGUUGCUGGAGCUUGAAUAUGAAGUUGUUAAAGAAGGAUGUUAAAGUUAUAUUAAUUAAACUACUAUUGAGGAGCAUAUGUAACAGUUGCAUUCAAAUAUGACUUGAGAGACAAUUUAAUAAUUGCAUUAUAUCAGCAAAUUUAUGAAAUGUACAUAGAUUUUAUUUGCGGUAUUAAGGGGAUUGCAAUUUUGCCAUGUGUUAAAUGUAUUUUCAGCAAAGGAAAAAAGUUGAAUUUUAAACUGUAAGAUCUCUUUUGGAGAAUUUUACAUGGUUCAGUUACAUCACGUUACAUGCCUGUUAGUCUUAGAAGAAAAUCCCAUCAAUUUAUACAAUAAAUUUAUUACUGUACAUUCAAA